Molecule: messenger RNA, 931 nt
Organism: Pterocles gutturalis (yellow-throated sandgrouse)
Lineage: Eukaryota; Metazoa; Chordata; Aves; Pterocliformes; Pteroclidae
Product: calsequestrin-2
Exons: 6
Biological process (GO): regulation of cardiac muscle contraction by regulation of the release of sequestered calcium ion
Cellular component (GO): sarcoplasmic reticulum lumen
Molecular function (GO): calcium ion binding
Source: RefSeq, a predicted model, not a curated record
CUUUGUUGUGAGCCCAGGACAGCAAAGUUUGCUGCUCCCCACCAGCCUUGCAGCGUUUGGACUGAUCACUAAGGAGCCAGCAGAAAGAGAAACUUCGUUCGAACUUCACCUGGAGCCUUUGGUCUCCCCCCCUUCCCAAAUUAAGAAGGAGGGGGACGUUUACCCGCCCUCCACUGCACUCCAAAGGCUCCCCUAUGAAGGCGACUUGCUGGAUCCUGGCAGGUUUUUACCUGCUUUUCUGCUGUAAGGCAGAAGAAGGACUGAAUUUCCCCACUUACGAUGGGAAAGACCGAGUGAUCGACCUGAAUGAGAAGAACUACAAGCAGGCCCUGAAGAAGUAUGACAUGCUCUGCCUGCUCUUCCACGAGCCUGUGAGCUCUGACAAGGUGUCCCAGAAGCAGUUCCAGAUGACAGAGAUGGUCCUGGAGCUGGCGGCUCAGGUCCUGGAGCCCAGGAGCAUCGGCUUCGGGAUGGUGGACUCCAAGAAGGAUGCCAAACUAGCUAAAAAGCUAGGCUUGGUUGAAGAGGGAAGUCUCUACGUCUUUAAGGAGGAGCGGUUGAUUGAAUUUGAUGGGGAACUGGCCACGGAUGUCUUGGUGGAAUUCCUCUUGGAUCUGCUAGAAGACCCCGUGGAGAUCAUAAACAGCAAGCUGGAGCUUCAGGCCUUUGACCAAAUCGAUGAGGAAAUCAAACUCAUCGGCUACUUCAAAGGAGAAGACUCUGAACAUUACAGGGCAUUUGAAGAAGCCGCUGAACACUUCCAGCCAUACAUCAAGUUCUUUGCCACCUUUGACAAAGGGGUUGCCAAGAAGUUAGGUCUGAAGAUGAACGAGGUGGACUUCUAUGAACCAUUUAUGGAUGAGCCUGUUCACAUCCCUGAUAAGCCUUACACAGAAGAGGAGCUGGUUGAAUUUGUGAAGGAGCACAGAAG